CAGUCAUUUCUUAUCCACUAGCAGUAGUACUUGGUCAGUGGCCUAGUCUCGCUCGUCCGCAGCUCACACUGACAUUUGCCUCCGCUGUAAAAAAAUCCCAGAUCAAUCGAAGAGAAGCAGCCGUAUUUGGCAAGAAUCAUCCGGGGCCGAAAAGAAUGUCUGCGCUGCGCUGAUCUCCUCCUUCGCCGUCGCUCAGGUUAACGGGCGGAGCUCUCUGGUCGGUCAAGAGGGAGGGGGGCAAGGGCGGUGUCCGUCCGGUCAUCUCACCGCCGGCACCGGCCACGGCCGCGCCGACGGGUCCUGGGGGAAGCUUCCGGUGCACGCUACCAGUUCGAUGAAAUGACUGACACCAGCACGGCCGAGGAAUCAUCAAAAUACGACGAGGAGGACCGGAUCAGCGCCCUGCCGGACGUCAUCCUGCACCACGUCCUUGGCUUCCUGUGGGCCGAUGAGGCGGUGCACACCUGCCUGCUCGCCCGGCGCUGGCGCUACCUUUGGAAAUCCAUGCGUUGUAUCCUCGUCUAUGACAAGGGAUGGUGGAGGAAGAGCACUCAUGUUUUUCUUAACAAGUUCAUGGACUGUGUGCUGCUCCUCCGAGACCCCGGUUCGACUCUAGAUGAGGUUCACAUCGAGUAUGAUCAUUUGGAGGAUGAUCAUACAUGGAUAGACCUUUGGAUUGACAUCUGGAUCCGUCAUGCUUUGUCAUGCCAAGCUCAAGUGCUCACUGUGAGGCUCUCGUAUGAGGUGGAUUUCUGUUUGGAUGGUCCUCCGGUGGUCUCCCGACAUUUGAGAAGAUUGGAGCUUUCUGACGUGACGUUGAAAGGCAACUUCAUGAAUUUUUCAAGUUGUUCAUCGUUGGAAGAGCUAUAUAUAGAAGACUGCUACUUAGAGACUGGCAGGAUCUUGUCCCAGUCUUUAAAGCAUCUAACCAUCAAGGGGUGUUUUUCCAGAAAUGAUGGCCGGAUUCGUGUUACUGUUCCAAAUCUAGUUUCGCUGCAACUCCUAUCAUUUCGAGGUAGGACCCCAUUGUUCGAAAGCAUGCCAUCAUUAGAAACCGCAGUUGUCGAGCCGAACAACUACUUGGAGGAUUACUGUUGUAAAGGUGUUGCUUUGGAGUGUUGUGGUAUUUGUGCAGAUUGCUGUGGUAAUGAUGAUCACAAUGGUAAUUGUGUACUUCUUGGAGGUCUGUCUCAUGCUAAAAGCCUGGAGUUGACCGCUUAUCCGGGAAUGCUUAUCUUCAGAAGGGAUUUGAGAUGGUGCCCUACAUUUAGUAAGUUAAAGACUUUGUUGCUGAAUGAGUGGUGUGUGCAACCUGACCUCCGUGCACUAGUUUGUAUGCUUGAACAUUCACUGGUUCUCGAGAAUCUGACGCUCCAAUUGUGUGAGCAAGGAAAACCUACAGGUGCAGUGGAAGCGGAAGAAAACCAUAGUUUGAUGGAGAAACCAGCUGCUAUUUCAGGAUACCUGAAGAUUAUGAAAGUCAAAUGUGAAGAUAUUGAUGGUAGAGUUUGCAAAGUUUUGAAGUUCUUGAUUAUACUUGGCAUGGACAUUAUUAUCCAAAGGAUUGACGGAUAGUCGGAGAAAACUUUCAAGAGGUGGCGAGAAACUUUUGGGCGUUGAUGGAUGUAUCACCCUGCGACCAUUCAGCGUCAAGAGGCGGCGAGGAACUUUUGUGUACCAUCCCAUGAGCAUUGAGGAAUGCAAAGAUGAAAGCUAGUUGCUGUCUUUCUUUCAUGGAAUUCUUGUAAUUUGCAACUCAAAUCUGUCGAGAUGUGUGUACUGAUUACUCUGCUUAGUGUAGUAUUAUUAACGAUAGAAUUGGUGAAAAGGAACAUCAUCAUCACCAUCAUCGUACUAUACCGGCUUAUUGUGUAUCGUAUUUUUAUUACUUAAAAUUGGUUGAAAGCCCGUUGGGUAGCAAGAA
Triticum aestivum (bread wheat) is the source of this 1924-nucleotide messenger RNA. Its product is annotated as MEIOTIC F-BOX protein MOF. The transcript has 5 exons. The coding region runs from base 340 to 1575 and encodes 411 amino acids. NCBI's taxonomy places the organism in Eukaryota, Viridiplantae, Streptophyta, Magnoliopsida, Poales, Poaceae. Gene Ontology annotation, molecular function: protein binding. The record is from RefSeq and is a predicted model, not a curated record.